CCUCAAAAAUUCAUGGAUAAGGGCUAGAGUCGGCCGUGGGCUGCCCAGUCGUGUACAAAACCAUGCGCGAGAUCGUCCACAUCCAGGCCGGCCAAUGCGGCAACCAGAUCGGAUCAAAGUUCUGGGAAGUGAUUUCUGAUGAACAUGGGAUCGAUCCCACUGGACAAUACGUCGGCGAUUCGGAUCUUCAACUCGAACGCAUAUCAGUUUACUACAAUGAGGCAGGACAUAGUAGAUACGUUCCCAGAGCCAUUUUGGUAGAUCUGGAGCCUGGCACGAUGGAUUCGGUUCGUGCAGGACCAUUCGGUCAGCUGUUCCGCCCGGAUAACUUUGUCUUCGGACAAUCUGGAGCUGGCAACAACUGGGCAAAAGGUCAUUACACUGAAGGUGCGGAAUUGGUUGACAGUGUGCUAGACGUCGUCAGAAAAGAAGCAGAAGGCUGCGAUUGUCUUCAGGGAUUCCAAAUGACGCAUUCACUGGGAGGAGGCACCGGAUCCGGAAUGGGCACACUGCUCAUUUCAAAAAUUCGCGAAGAAUACCCAGACAGAAUUAUGAAUACUUUUUCUGUAGUUCCUAGUCCGAAAGUAUCCGACACGGUCGUAGAACCGUACAACGCUACACUAUCCGUACACCAACUUGUAGAGAACACCGAUGAGACAUUCUGCAUAGACAAUGAGGCCUUGUAUGACAUCUGCUUCCGCACGCUGAAGCUCACAACUCCAACUUACGGUGAUCUUAACCAUCUUGUUUCGGCAACCAUGAGCGGUGUGACCACCUGUCUACGUUUCCCAGGUCAGCUGAACGCUGACUUACGUAAACUUGCCGUAAACAUGGUGCCAUUCCCUCGUCUGCACUUCUUCAUGCCUGGAUUUGCACCACUCACAUCGAGGAGCAACCAACAAUAUCGUGCCGUUUCCGUGCCGGAAUUGACCCAACAAUGUUUCGAUGCCAAAAACAUGAUGGCUGCUUGCGAUCCCCGACAUGGACGAUACCUCACCGCUGCUGCCAUAUUCCGUGGGCGAAUGAGCAUGAAGGAAGUUGAUGAGCAGAUGUUGAACAUUCAGAACAAAAAUUCCUCGUACUUUGUAGACUGGAUCCCAAAUAAUGUCAAGACUGCCGUUUGCGAUAUUCCUCCCCGAGGACUGAAGAUGUCAGCCACAUUUAUUGGUAAUUCCACCGCUAUUCAGGAACUGUUCAAGAGAAUUUCAGAGCAGUUCACUGCGAUGUUCCGCAGAAAGGCGUUCUUGCACUGGUAUACCGGCGAGGGCAUGGAUGAGAUGGAAUUUACCGAAGCCGAAUCGAACAUGAACGAUCUCGUGUCCGAAUAUCAGCAGUAUCAGGAAGCAGCUGCUGACGAAGAAGUUGCAGAAGCAUUCGAAGCUGAGUAGAUCAGAAGAAGUUUAUCGAUCGACGUGUCAUGUAUUUGCUUGUUCAGAAUGCCCAGCUUCUUGCUUCAUCGCGCCUCAUUGCUGUAUAUGAUCGGGGGAAAUAAACUGCUU
Molecule: messenger RNA, 1499 nt
Organism: Cylicocyclus nassatus
Lineage: Eukaryota; Metazoa; Nematoda; Chromadorea; Rhabditida; Strongylidae
Source: the annotation of a GenBank genome assembly